GAAGAUCAUCCUCCAGUCCUCAUCUCAUCUCCACCACUCAAAACAGAGCCCUCCUUUUCUUUCUUUCCCCCGAUGCUAUGGCUGCCAAGAGAUGCGAUAGCGCCUGAAUCCACCAUUAUAGUGCGCCGAGCCGGCGGACAACGGGAGAUUGCUUGAUUUAGCGGUGGCGGUCCCAUACAAUUUCUCCCCAGCUUGCUUGGUGAGAAAUUGGAGGAAAUCCCGUCAAGAUGAAACCUUGAGGCCGGCCCUCCAUUUUCUUGCCACCCGAGCAGUGUCACCGAACCCCAGCAAGCAGACCUCAAGCUCCAUGGAAGUGGAAAUCAAGCUCAAACUCCCCGACUCCACCGCGCACCAGAAGCUAUCAGAACUCCUCUCCCCUUUCCACCUCAAAACCUUAACGCAAGAGAACGUCUUCUUCGACAGCCCCGCUGCCGAGCUCGUGAAAAAUUUCGCCGCCCUCCGGCUCCGCUUCUAUGACCUAGACUCCCGCUGUGUCAUCUCGCUCAAAGCCAAGCCCGUAAUAUCGGGCGGGAUCAGUCGGGUCGAGGAGGAAGAAGAACCUCUCGACCCCGUCCUCGCCCGCACGUUGGUUGCCGAACCCAGCAGGAUUUUGUCGGUCAAUCCGUCGAACGUAGUUAGGAGAGUGAGGGAGGAAUACGGGGUGAAGGAAUUGGUGUGUUUGGGCGGGUUUAGGAAUGUGAGGAGUGUUUAUGAAUGGAGGGGGCUUACGUUGGAGCUCGACGAGACAAUGUACGACUUCGGGACAAGUUAUGAGAUCGAGUGCGAGACGGUGGAGCCGGAGAGGGACCAGAAGCUGAUCGAGGGAUUGUUGUCGGAGAAUGGUGUGCGGUAUACCUAUUCAAGUAUGAACAAGUUUGCGGUUUUUCGAACGGGGAAGUUGCCCGAGUAAUUGAUUUAUGAAUUAAGUAGACAAUAGUAAUUUGCUUUCAGAGUCAAAUUAUUUCAUAUUGGGCUUUUUUCGCUGUGCCCCGUGAGACCAAAGGAAGUAACUAACCAAUUAGGGGGGAGUUAAUGAACUAUUUUUCAUUUUACUUAACUGAUGAUCUGUUCCUGAACUUCCUGGUAAGACUUAUUGCCAAUGGAGCUUAUUUUGUGCUUGAA
Molecule: messenger RNA, 1122 nt
Organism: Punica granatum (pomegranate)
Lineage: Eukaryota; Viridiplantae; Streptophyta; Magnoliopsida; Myrtales; Lythraceae
Source: RefSeq, a predicted model, not a curated record